AUACUCUUGGUUACAAAGGAUAGGCGGGGAUCCAGUGAUAUGGCAGGAAAAGACGAACAAUGCUACUUUUUAUAUUCAAAAUGUCACCUAUAAUUAUCAAGGAACUUACCUCUGCCAAGCAUCCAAUGUCAUCAAUGGCGUCCUGAACACUUUGAAAUCAGAAGAAAUAUUCCUCGACGUUACAGGUCCUCCCCAAAUUCUAUCUGAAUCAUUUUCUGUUUCAUCUCACAUGGUGGUGGAUAAAGACGAGAACGCUGUGAUAAUUGUUUUCUUUUGUGCUGAUCCUCGCCCGAGGAAAACCUACUGGCAGUGGGACAAUUUUAGGCUUGACACUAAUUCUCAGACAGGCAGACAUACUGCUGACGAAAUUCAGCCAAUCCAGACAAAAGAAGAUUGUUACGAAGCUCGACUAACUGUCCUAGAUGUAGAAGGUGGCGAUUCCAGAACGUACGCACUUGUGAUCGAAAAUGAAAAGGGUGUAGAAUCGUUUGAAGUGACUUUGGAAGUCAGAGAGCCUUUUGUUUUGACGAUGAUGAUCGCCGGCGCCAUUGUAAUUGUUCUAGUAUUGAUAUGUCUCAUCGCCCUACUCGUUUGUUUGUUCAAGAAAGAAAAAUGUUGCUUCAACCAUGGCAGUGGAUUUAAGCCAGCUUCCGAAAGCAUAGUGGAGAACGGUUGUCCGGACAACGACAGGGCCGACCUGACGACCGCCAAAACUGUUCCAUUUUGCACAAAUGCAACAAGUAAAGCUAAAAUCGCAACCAUAGGAGAAGAUCGUUUUUAUAAAGAAGGAAAAAAGGCAGACAGAAAUGACAAUAGGGAUGGUAUAAGUUUCGGAAGUUUGGAUUCUAGUGUACUGGAACCAGAUCUUCGGAACCAGACAAACGUCACAGCUGCUGCGACAACUAACAACAGCCGGAUAAAAGUGCACCCGCAGGCCACCAGCACCCAUGAUAACACCAGUACCAGCACCCAUUACUCCGAGUACAGACAGUACCACCAGACACCAGCUGUGGAACAGGCAUAUAUAUAAAAAGCGCCAAAAUGUGGUCCGCAACAGGAUACUUCAUAUACAUAAAAAUCUUACGUUUUGCAGUAGCAAUUAUGUUUUGCUUUUUGCUGGUGGAAAAAAGUGAAAAUAAAAAAGAAUCAGUUUUCGUGACAUCCGGCAAGUGCUAACAACGUCCCGGAUGUGGCAUCCUUUCCUUUAUAUUGCAAUUUCCGGAUGUCUUCGUCCCACCCUUGUGUGUGUGUGUAUAUAUAUGUCUUGUAACAAUAAACUCAGAUACCGUUGACUUGCCUGAAAAGCGGGAUCUUGCACAGUGUUAUGUUGCGACCAAACAUAAAGGACUGUCUUUGUUGGACAUAGUAUCCUCUGCCAAGCAAAUAUCUGUGAAUGGAGAGAGAAUUCAACAUGUGAGUCACGUUUCAAACACAUAACUUUAUGACACAGGAGUAUUGAUUCAUUUCAUUAUGGAAAAGGUAUUAGUUGAAUAUGCUACUGACUGGUGUGAAUCUGAUAUUUUAGAUUGAUUUUCCAUACAGAAGCAACUUUAUCUCAUACAAACCUGUCGUGAACAUGGUUCACGUGUCGUGAAUAGGAAAGGCAACAAAUAGCUGGUGGAAAAGAUUGAUUAAUGGAGAAUAUAUUUAAAUGGAUGUAUGCGCACUGCUGAAUAAACUGCCAAUUAGAUUUACUGUUAGCACACUGGAAAUAUUGUUCGGAGAUUCAGAAAUGGAUGGCAUAGUGAUUAUGCAUAUAUUGUAGCACAAGCGCAAUGCGCUAUGAUAUAUUUAUGAGUCAUUGUUUGAUUCGUAAUCAUAAAUUUUAUUUAAACGGUCAAUGUAAAACAAUAAACUAGAAUUGGUUGCUAAAUUUGCAUUAUUUUUCUGCAAAUUCAAAUAAAAUAUAAAUGUUAUGAGAAAUUA
This is a messenger RNA of Stegodyphus dumicola, 1926 nucleotides long. RefSeq names its product irregular chiasm C-roughest protein-like. Gene Ontology annotation, molecular function: cell adhesion molecule binding. Lineage: Eukaryota; Metazoa; Arthropoda; Arachnida; Araneae; Eresidae. Gene Ontology annotation, biological process: cell-cell adhesion. The record is from RefSeq and is a predicted model, not a curated record. Gene Ontology annotation, cellular component: plasma membrane; cell-cell junction.